Molecule: messenger RNA, 931 nt
Organism: Argiope bruennichi
Lineage: Eukaryota; Metazoa; Arthropoda; Arachnida; Araneae; Araneidae
Product: heme-binding protein 2-like
Exons: 5
Coding region: 174-782 (202 amino acids)
Source: RefSeq, a predicted model, not a curated record
CGUGCGGCUCAUUUUCGCAAACGUGAUAUCUCACUUAUCGAUUUGAAAAGAAAGAACAGUUUGUUCACAAUUUACUGAUAACCACUCGGUAUAUAAAUAAAGUCCAAGUCUGAAAGCGCGUGUCUUCUUGUCGAGAAUCUAGAAAGUUUUUACUGAAGAAAUACACCAUCAAUAUGUGGAAAGUUGUAACUGUGAUUGUUUUUGCCCUCACUCUUGUUGAAGGUUGUGUCUAUAAAAAUGAUGAAUGUGCUCCGUAUACCGUAGUAGAAACUCACGCGGAUUAUGAGGUCCGAUCUUAUCCUGCUCUUACAUGGGCGACCACAACAGAAACAAACCGUCUAACUAGGGUAGGAAAAUACAAGGCAUUUAUGAGGCUUUUUAGAUAUAUCAGUGGAAAGAACGAUAGAGAACAAAAAAUCAAUAUGACCGUUCCAGUCCGAAUGAAAGCAACUCCCAGUGGAGAAGAAAUAGUUCACGAGAUGAGUUUUAUGAUUCCAAAAAUUUUUGCUGAUAAUCCACCUGUUCCAACGGACAAAGAAAUUACUAUCAAUAAAGAGGGUCCUCGAAUGUACGCUGUCAGAACCUUUUCUGGCUAUGCUUGGAGGCAGACAACAUGGAAUGAAGAAGCAGAAAAAUUAAAGAACAGUGUGCUGGAAGACGACACCAUAGACAAGACCGAAUAUUACGAAGUCGGUUAUGAUGCUCCUUUUGAUCUGUUUGACAGACGCAACGAGAUCUGGAUGAAGAAAACUGCUGGUCAAGAGCGUAAUGAAAUUGCUUAAAAAACAUCUACAUUUAAUUGUUUUAAUCCAUUGUGCAUAAUUAUGUAUAUAAAUAAAUGUGAAACUUGUGAAGUAAAUUGGGAUUUUUUUAAAAAAAAAUUGUUGUUUAUAGUUAUGUAUAUAAAUAAAUAUUGUUGUUGUGAAUUCCA